AUGCAGACUGCUUCUACAAACAUUUGUGAAAGACUGUGCAAUAAGUCCAUCAGUGAAAUUUCCUUGCUACUAAAUAUUCCACGGUCAACUGUUAGUGGUAUUAUAAGAAAGUGGAAGCAACUGGGAACAACAGCAACUCAGCCACAAAGUGAUACGCCACAUAAAAUGACAGAGUGGGGUCAGUGCAUGCUGAAGCGCACAGUGCACAGAAGUCAUCAACUGUCUGCAGAAACAAUAGCGAACGACCUACAAUCUUUGUGUGGCCUUCAAAUUAGCACAACAACAGUGCAUAGAGAGCUUCAUGGAAUGGGUUUCCAUGGCUGAGCAGCUGCAUCCAAGCCUUACAUCACCAAGUGCAAUGCACAGUGUCGGAUGCAGUGGUGUAAAGAACACCACCACUGGACUCUAG
This is a messenger RNA of Staurois parvus, 409 nucleotides long. The record is from the annotation of a GenBank genome assembly. NCBI's taxonomy places the organism in Eukaryota, Metazoa, Chordata, Amphibia, Anura, Ranidae.